This is a messenger RNA of Abrus precatorius (Indian licorice), 776 nucleotides long. Its product is annotated as BTB/POZ and MATH domain-containing protein 4-like. Gene Ontology annotation, molecular function: protein binding. Gene Ontology annotation, biological process: protein ubiquitination. The transcript is spliced from 2 exons. NCBI's taxonomy places the organism in Eukaryota, Viridiplantae, Streptophyta, Magnoliopsida, Fabales, Fabaceae. The coding region runs from base 75 to 584 and encodes 169 amino acids. The record is from RefSeq and is a predicted model, not a curated record.
UGAGUCAAGCAGCACAAUCCAUAUUCCAUACCCAAAUUUAAGACAUCGUUGAUUCCCUUACCGUGACUUUGGGGAUGGAUAAGAAGAUGGUUGUUGGAGAAUCCACAACAACCUCAUCGUUACCAUCAACCUCGAUCGUGAAGGGUUCUCAACAGUUCAAGAUUACGAGGUACUCUUUGCUGAAUGGAAUUGGGAGUGGGAAAUACCUUGCAUCCGACACGCUUUCAGUGGGUGGCCAUGAUUGGGCUAUCUAUUGUUACCCUGACGGCCAAAACGAUGACGACAACGCUGCCUACGUGUCACUCUUCAUCGUAUUGGUCAGCGAAGCUAGCAAGGAUGUCACAGCCCUUUUCGAGUUGGCACUUUUGGAUCAGUCAGGAAAUGAGAAGCAUAAGCUCCAUAGCCAGUUUCAGACCAUCCCUCAAAGCGGCCCUUACACGUUGAAAUGCUGUGGCAGCAAGUGGGGAUUCAAGAGGUUUAUCAAGAAAACAGAUUUAGAGGCAUCGAAAUUCCUUAAAGAUGAUUGCCUCUAUGUGAAUUGUAGAGUUGGGGUUGUGAGUAAUUGCAGGGAGGGCCUUGAUUAAUGCAUACACAAUUGGCCAGCCUCCUCAGGAACGCUACCACAACUAUAUUCCUGUAGCGAUGUAGACUUGUAUAGCUAUACUAGGCUCUUAUAUUAUCAAGUAUACAUUGGCCAUGAUUAUGUGCUUGUUUGUAUAAAGUCUGAAAUUCUGUCGCAGUAGAAUUGAAAAAUAUUAAAUUUUAUCAAAAUUGUC